Messenger RNA from Hyaloscypha bicolor E, 1861 nucleotides. RefSeq names its product lysyl-tRNA synthetase. The coding region runs from base 32 to 1861 and encodes 609 amino acids. The transcript has 3 exons. Gene Ontology annotation, cellular component: mitochondrion; cytoplasm. Lineage: Eukaryota; Fungi; Ascomycota; Leotiomycetes; Helotiales; Hyaloscyphaceae. Gene Ontology annotation, biological process: mitochondrial lysyl-tRNA aminoacylation. The record is from RefSeq and is a predicted model, not a curated record. Gene Ontology annotation, molecular function: tRNA binding; ATP binding; lysine-tRNA ligase activity.
UCUUGCUUCAAGUCCAAUUGUGUCAGCCAGGAUGAAUUCAACAGCAGGCCUUCGAUUCCUGCGGCCUUGCCUUCACAAUGAUCUCUCCCCCGCUCGCAAAGCAGCCUACCUCCGCUUCUUCAGCACCUCGCGCUCCGUCUUAGAUCCUAAACCGCACGUCUCGCGCCACAGGAUCAAAAACCUCAAUGCAUUCAGGCAUCCUCUCUCUAAGGCACUUGAAUUCCGCGGUGAAGUGCAAGAGCGGAUAGAGGAAUUGCAAACUGCGAGGGCGUUGGAAUGGCCAAGGAUAAAGAGUGAUAAACACGCGAUGAGAAUUGAGGAGUUUCUGGCCAAAUAUCACGACUUGCAACGUGGUGAAAUGCGGGCGGAAGACUUUGUGAUGCUGAGGGGAAGGGUGCGAAGUUUCAGGAUCGCUGGCAAGGAACUCGUAUUUCUGGAUCUCGUGCAGGGUUCCAGGACCGCGCAGGUUGUGCUCAAUAGGGCCAGAUUAGAGAACUUUGGUGGCGUGGACAGAAGGCGUUUUAGAGAAUUUUAUCAUCUGAUUAGGCGGGGUGAUAUCAUCUCGAUUUAUGGGAGUCCUUAUUCCACCAACGCAGGAGAGCUAUCCAUCAAUGCUGCCGAGCUUCCGGAGAUUCUUUCGCCAUCGCUAGCUAGUCUACCGAAAACACUGGACGAUAGAGAGACGAGGAUUCGAAAUCGUCACGUCGACUUACUUGUUAAUUAUUCAGUCAAGGACACCAUUCGAGCACGGUCUCUCAUAAUCCAACACCUGAGAGAUUUCCUUCUCAAAGAUAACUUCCUCGAAGUCCAGACCCCAGUGAUUGCCGACAAAGCCGGGGGAGCCAUAGCAAAGCCUUUUACAACCGUCGCUACAGAGUUCUCCGAGAAAACCUUGGCACUCAGAAUUGCCCCCGAGAUCUGGCUCAAGAGACUUAUAAUAGGGGGUUUGGACCGUGUCUUCGAAAUCGGACCAGCAUUCCGAAACGAGGGUCUGGAUGCGACACAUAACCCAGAAUUCACAACUUGCGAAUUCUACAAGGCCUUCGCCGACCUCGAGGAUCUUAUCUCCAUGACUGAGUCCCUGUUUACUGGUAUCGCGGAGCUGCUCACUGAGCUACGUCAGCACACCUUGAAAAGGCUUCCGUUCGUCAACGUAGACCAAUUCAAGGCCCCCUUCAAACGAAUUGAGUUUAUUCCUGCCGUUGAAGCAGGACUUGGGCAGAAACUGCCCGACCUCUCCGCUGAGGACGUCGAAGAGCAAUUGAUAAAUCUUUUCAAAGAGAAGGAAUUGCCGCUCCCGUCAUCGCCAACUCUCCCUCGACUUCUGGAUAAACUCUCCUCGAUAUAUAUUGAAUCUGACUGCAUCGCCCCAACGUUCAUAAUCCACCACCCUUCCUGCAUGGCGCCUCUCUCGAAAUCCUUCCUCUGUCACAAAACCAAGCAACUUGUGUCCGCACGGGCAGAACUCUUCGUCGAAAAACGAGAGCUAGCGAAUAUGUACGAGGAGGAGAACUCACCUUUCUCCCAACGAGAGAAGUUCCUUCAACAAGCAAAAUGGAGAGAUGAUGAAAAUAGAGCUGUGGUAGACGAGAGUUAUCUCGAAGCUUUAGAAUGGGGGCUGCCUCCGACUGGGGGUUGGGGGUGUGGUAUUGAUAGAUUGGUGAUGGCGUUUACUGGAGCGAAGAGGAUUAGUGACGUGCUCGUUUUUGGCAGCUUGAGGAACGUGGUUAAUCUUGGAAGGGAGGGGGCUAUUCCUGUUGAGGCCAAACCUGAGUCUGGACCCAACUCACCAACAUCCAAGGAGGCGGAGAAGAAGGUUGAUGUAGUGGAACGAGAAGAGAUCGAAAUGUAUGCAUUUUGA